Molecule: messenger RNA, 2702 nt
Organism: Myripristis murdjan (pinecone soldierfish)
Lineage: Eukaryota; Metazoa; Chordata; Actinopteri; Holocentriformes; Holocentridae
Gene: tjap1
Product: tight junction associated protein 1 (peripheral)
Exons: 11
Coding region: 545-2491 (648 amino acids)
Biological process (GO): Golgi organization
Cellular component (GO): trans-Golgi network
Source: RefSeq, a predicted model, not a curated record
GCCCCGCGGGUAAAGAUGGCGACAGCUGAGGAGGGUAGCAGAUCAACUUUAUCCGAGCAGCUGUGAGUUUUGUUCUUUUCAGCUCCAGACGGACCGGAACCAGCCGCCGGCUCCCCGUCGCCCGCCGCUUCGCUGCUCGGAUUCCCGGCCCGGCGGACCCUCGGCCAGCGCGCAGCCGGGAUCGCAGCGCUCCUUCCCGGCCUCGGCUCGCAGCUCCCCCCGCCGGAGGAGCAGACCGGGCUCCGGCUAAAGUUUCCUCUCCUCUCCGCUCCUUCGGAUUUUUGUGGAGAUUUUCGGGUCGGAGGCGAAGCAGCGGCCGCCCAGGACCGGAGCUGCAGCCUCACAGGCCAGGAGCAGGAGGAGGAGCAGGAGGAGGAGGAGGAGCAGGAGGAGGAGGAGGAGCAGGAGGAGUGAGUGUGAAGAAGACGGCUGCCGCACAGAACCAUGAGUCUGCUGUGCUGACAUACAAGGACUGACACGACGCCAAGGAAGGAAGGAAGGAAGGAAGGAAGGAAGCGAGGCCAUUGGACGCUGAGGGCCCAGGAUGACGAGUGCUGCCCCGGCCAGGAAGCCGUACCGAAAGGCUCCGCCGCAGCACCGUGAGACACGCCACGCCCUGCCCGCCGCGCUGCCCCCCCCAGCGCCACAGCCCGACCUCAGCCAGGAGGCCUUAUCAGACUCCGACAGGAUCAAAAUCCUCCAGCAGCAGAAUGAGGACCUGCGGCGCCGCCUCUCUCUCUCCACCCACAAGAUGGAGUCCAUGGAGGCGGAGUUUGACGGCAGCCGCCACUACAUGGAGGCGGAGCUUAACCGGACCCGGGACGACCUGGACAAGAUGAGGGACAAGUUCCGCAGACUGCAGAACAGCUACACGGCGUCUCAGCGAGCCAAUCAGGAUCUGGAGGAGAAGCUGCACGCUCUGGCGGCCGUCAGUCAGACUUGGGUCUAUGCACUACGGAAGGUGGAGAGGGACAAGAAGACGAUGGACCAGGAGAUCGUGGAGCUGACCAACAAGCUGCUGGACGCCAAGAACACCAUCGACAGGCUGGAGGAGCUCAACGAGCGGUACAGGCAGGACUGUAACCUGGCCGUCCAGCUGCUCAAGUGCAACAAGUCGCAUUUCAGAAACCACAAGUUUGCUGAUCUGCCCUACGAGCUGCAGGACAUGGUCAAUAAGCACAUGAAGAGCGUGCUGCCUGAGCGGGGCCCGGCCGGCCCCCAGGGGCCGCAGGACGCCGACACGCUGAGCCUGACGCCGGCCGACGUCGUGCCCACCUCGGUCAUCGCCCGCGUGCUGGAGAAGCCCGAGCCGCUGGUGCUGAACUCCGCCCAGUCCAGCAGCUGCGGCCGGCCCGUCGCCGAGGACGUGUUCGUGCACGUGGACAUGACGGGCCCCGGGGCCGAGGGCGGCCGGGAGAACGGCAGGCGGGCGGCGGCGCAGCAGAACGGCUCGUGCCGCGGCCAGGGCGGCCCGGACGGGCGGCCGGGCGACGAGGAGGGGGGCGGAGCUCCGUCCUUCGAGAAGCUGAACCCCUACCCCGCCCCGCCGCCCCCCCACCCCCUCUACCCCGGCCGCAAGGUCAUCGAGUUCUCGUCGGACGACAAGGUGAAGAUCCCCAAGAACAGCCCGCUGCCCAACUGCACCUACGCCACGCGGCAGGCCAUCUCCCUCAGCCUGGUGCAGGGCGACGAGGAGCGCCCGCCCCCCGCCUCCCCCGCCCCCUCCUCCUGCUCCGGGGGAGGAGGCGGGCCGGGGGGGCCCGGCCCCGACCAGCGCACCCCCCCGUCCCGGCGGGAGGCCGGCAGCGAGCCGCUGUCAAGCCAGUCCAGUCCCUUCAGCUCCCCCCCGCAGGCGCCCAGCGUGCUGGCGAGCUCUGGCAGCUCUGAGGAGGACCUGCUGGCCAACUGGCAGCGGAUGUUCGUGGAGAAGAUGGCGCCGGCGUGCGACACCUCGCUGGCCAGCCGCACCUCCUUCAGCAGCCAGACGGCCCACGAGCUGCAGAGGACCCGGCAGGCCGCCGCCCCCUCCGACCACCACCGGGGCGUGUACUCGGACGGCGAGGAGGGCUCGUCGGCGCGCAGCUGGACGCCGAGCCGCGGCUCCAGCCUGGACACCGACACCGACACCGAGCCGCGCAGGAGGGGGCGCUACGCCGCCGACGGCUCGGCUGAGGAGGGCGAGAGGCUGCUGAUGAGCCUGGACGCCGCCGCCGCCGCCACCGCCACCGGGGUCGACGCCGCCGGGGUCGACGCCACGGCAACCAGAAAGGAGCAGGAUGAAGACGAAGAGGAGGAGGAGGCGGGGAGCUCGGAGGAGCGAGACGUCCUGCCGCAGGACCUGCCCGUCAUCUCGCCCCGCCUCCUCGACUAUGACCCCGCCCCCCCUGCGGCGGGACGGCCCCAAAAGAGCCCCAAGAGGAUGGGUGUGCAUCACCUGCACCGCAAGGACAGCCUGACCCGAGCCCAGGAGCAAGGCACCCUUCUGGACUGACUGUCUCCAUGGCAACUGACCCGCUUGUCACUGAGGUCAGAGGUCACUCCCACCCAGGAUAUAGCCAUACUCCUGUAUGCUGCCCAGCUCCACCUGACCUGCACACACACGCAUGAGUGUGUGUGUGUGUGUGUGUGUGUGUGUGUGUGUGUGUGUGUGAGUGUGUGUGAGUGUGUGUGUGUGUGUGAGUGUGUGUAAGUGUGUGUGUGUG